GAAGGGAAAAAACCUCUCGACUCCCGGCGACAGGAGGCCGGCGGCGGAAGCGUGCGCGGCAGCGAGCGUGCGCUGCAGCUGGGCAGCUCCGAGGGCGGAGGGGCCGCGGCCUACGGUACGGGCGUGCAAGGGCGCGGGGGAAGGCACUGCGGCGCGGCGCGAGUGCGAGACGAGGUGGAGGGCGUGCGGCGCGGGCACUGCGGGGUACUCGCCUACUCGGGCAGGGCUUGCGGCGUCGCGGACGUAGCGGCGGCCGGCGGCGUGCUGUCUCCAUGCGCCCGCGACCCACUGCCCAUCAAUUAGUUAUUCCCGUGCUGUCUCGUGAGCAGGCCUGCCCUUUGGGGUCCGGCGUGAUCACGAAAAUCGAGGUUGCACGAGAAUCCUAUUUGGCCCUGUUGAUCCUGCGCAUGCAAGUGGGCAUCCAUCGGAGCUGCUGGUCAUGGCCGUCGCCUUGGACGUCCACUCCUGCAUCCAGCUCCUCCGCUCCUGCAGCGCCGCCGCCGGCCGGCAGCUCCACCAGCUGCUCCUCAAGUCCGGCCACGUCCCCUCCUCCCUCCCGCCCGCCAACUCCGUCCUCCUCAUGUACGCGCGCAGCUCCCCGCUCCACUCCCGCGACGCGCGCCUCCUGUUCGACGAAAUGCCCACGAGGAACUGCUUCUCCUACAACUCCCUCCUCACCGCCCUCUUCAAGUCGGGAGACCUCCGCGGGGCUCUCCGUGUGUUCCGCUCCAUGCCCGACAGGAACACCUUCUCCUGGAACGCGGCGAUUACCGGCUUCGCCGCGGCUGGGGAUCUCGACACGGCCCGUAACCUGCUGGACGAGAUGCCCGUGAAGGACGCCGUGGCUUGCAACGCUGUCUUGCACAAAUAUGUCCGGUGUGGCCGGGUGGACGAGGCAUUUGCUUUACUCAGGAGGAUUGGUCCGCGGUGCGAUGCUGAAAUGAUCUCCUCGCCCUGGAAUGACCCCUUCGUGCUUACUACAGUUGUUGGCGCUUGUGCUGACCGGGUGAAGUAUGAUUUUGGGAGGCAAGCUCAUGCCCGAAUGGUGGUUGCCAAGAUCGAAAUCGAUUCGAUAUUGGGUUGCACAUUGAUUGACAUGUACUGCAAGUGUGGGGAUUUGGACUCUGCUCGCCGCGUCCAUGAUGGAUUAGAACAUGUUGAUGAAUUCUCACUGUCUGCUCUGGUCCAUGGCUACACAGCUUGUGGACAGUUGCAUGAGGCGUUAUGCCUUUUUGAUAAGGUGGAGAACCCCAGCGUUGCACUAUGGAAUUCUCUUAUCAGUGGUUGUGUGCCUGCUUACCAUGGAGAUGGUGCUUUUAUUCUUUUCGUAAGGAUGUUGCGGUCAGGCAUGUUGCCUAAUUCUUCAACCUAUGCCAGUGUUCUGAAUAUGUGUGGGUUUCUAGGCAUGCUGAAGCCUGGGCAGCAGGCACAUGGGUGUGCUUUAAAGGGUGGGGCUGUCAAUGACUUGAUAGCAGCAAGUGCUCUCAUUGACUUCUACUCAAAAUGCAGCCUCUGGGCAGAUGCCUGUCUAGCUUUUAGUGAGCUUAGGCAUUAUGACACCAUUGUGCUCAAUUCAAUGAUCACUGUAUACUCGAACUGUGGACGAACAGAUGAGGCUAGAAGAGUUUUUGGCAUGAUCCCUAGCAAGAGUGUCAUAUCAUGGAAUUCUAUGAUUGUUGGGUUCAGCCAAAAUGGGCAUGCUCUUGAUGCAAUGGAGCUAUUCUGUGAGAUGCAUCGGCUUGGCUUCCGGCUUGACAAGGUUGCUAUAGCCAGUGUUCUGAGUGCAUCAAGCAGCAUCUGCUCUAUAAGUUUUGGGGAGCAGAUUUUUGGUCUUGCUAUUGCACUUGGCCUGCAGUCUGACCAUAUUGUAGCCUCCUCGCUCAUUGACCUGUACUGCAAAUGUGGCAACUUGGUCAAUGGAUGCAGGAUAUUCUAUGGAAUUGAUAGUCCAGAUGAAGUCUUGUGGAACUCAAUGCUGAUAGGUUAUGCUUCUAAUGGGUAUGGACAGGAGGCACUGGAACUUCUAAAGUUAAUGCAAAGCAGGGGUGUGAAACCAAGUGAACGGACCUUUGUUGGUGUCCUUUCUGCAUGCUGCCAUUCUGGACUUGUGGAAGAGGGUCUGAAAUGGUUUUACCGGAUGAAGGAAGAUUUUGGUGUGAGUCCAUCCGCUGAGCAUUAUGCAUGUGUGACUGACCUGUUAGUCCGUGCAGGUCGACUGGAUGAAGCAGUUGAGUUCAUAGAGAAGAUGCCUUUCAAAGCUGAUGCAAUUAGUUGGACUUCUAUUAUGGGAGGGUGUAAAGCCCAGGGCAAUGAGGCUCUCUUGCACAAGGUGGCAAAGAAACUGAUGGAAACGGAAGUGUCACCACAUUCCAGUUUAUACGUGCAGCUGUCAAGUGCACUUGCAGCUCAAGGGGAUUGGGCCGAGUCAGCAGAGAUUAGGAGUAUGAUGCAUGACAGAAGAAUUUCAAAAAGUGCUGGCUGCAGUUGGAUUGAAAGGGCAUAGAGGAUACAGCCAAUGUCACCCUCCUGCAGGCAUCUUGGUCCCUUUUCUUCUAGGCUCUUCACUAUUGGAUUUGGUUUCUAAAUGGGUUCUUCUGCUAAUCAGGAAGUGGUAAUAAAUAAUGAUCCUGCUAACAUAUGUGCUUUUGAUCAUAGUUUCCUAUCUGAUCUUUUGCUGCUUCGUUUCAUUUUGUUUUGUUGCAGCGAACUACUAGCUAUUCAACUUUUAGAGGUAUAUCUUCUGUUAUUCUAUCGUCUGAAACAGUGUAACUGAAUUGAAAACCUAUUUAUCCCACAAAAAAAGGAGGUUAUGAGCUUAAAAAAGGUAUAUUGUUUAGGAGGUGGAGUAUAUAGCUCUUUAUUAGACCUUGUUCUCAACUAUAUAAUCCUGAAAUAACUUUUAAUAAGCAAACUAUGCUUUGUCUGUGUUAAUUCCCUUGCUUUAUCACAUAUUACUCUGUCUAGGGUGGUCAAUUUUUACAUUACAUUCUGGAAUUCUACCAUGCUGUACAAUGUUAUUUGUUUCUUUUUGGUUCUUGCACUUGUACAGUUUUUUUUUCUUUUAUACAUAAUAAUAUAAUACCACAGAGCACAGAUUAGGGCCUCUCUUGCUGUUUCCACUCAAAACAUUUGUCUGUCUAUAGAUUUGUAACAAAACUUACAACUUAGAUCACUUCCUUUGCUGCUGAUGCUGCCCUUCCUUACGCUAAUACUUUUUUGUUGGCCCUACAUAUUAAUUGUUAUUUGUUAAGAAACCACGGGGUCUACUGACCCAAUCGCUCUUUUAACUCCAUGUUAACUGUAGUUUGGAGCUCAACUUAUGGCAUACUGAAGUUAUUAUGUCUUCAUCUGGUUUGUAGAUCCUGGAAACUUCUCUAGCAAGGAAGCCAUUUUUACUGAUAGUGGGGCAUGUUAUGGUGACUUCCAUGCCCCGUGGAAGGGAUCUAAGCAGGAACAUCUGUAGGUCCAAACAACAAAAUAACUUAUUGGACGGGCAUUGGAUAACAUGGGUUUGCUGCAUCUGGUCAAAUAAUGUGCAGUCAUAGUAUCUAUGUGACUACUAAGAUUAUCAUGAGAACUGAGAGGUACUGGUGCACCAAGAGUAUUUGUUCAGUUCAAAGUUGAGCUUUACAAGAAAAUUGGGACCUUCCAUUGGCACUCAUCCAAAUCCCUCUCACCAGCAACUCAUGAGCACCAAUGCAGCAGCCACUUCCACCUCCACGGCGGCCUCCGGUGCCUCCUUGGCAUCCACCAUGGGCCCAUGAUUCCUCCACAUCGUCUUCUUCAUCGGCAUCCACCUCUUGCAGCAUAAUGGACUCUUGGUAGGUGAUGCAUGAUAGAGGAGGAAGAUGAGGUUGAUGAACUAUUUUUGUUAUUGUCCAUCUGAAAGAAAUAAGUCAGAACAAAGCACACAUAAUGCAGCAUCGGUUUAAUUGAAUCCAUUGGAUUUACUAUGUUUGCAUGUGUGUACAUGCCAUGCACGCUUUAAUUGUCUGAACCAUGUCAUUUGGUCUUAUUCUUGUAUGUGUGCAUAUUAUGCUGUGCACACAAUAUUCAGUGUACUACUAGAAUCGAUUUGUUGAUCUAUUGCUUGCGAUGUGGUUGCUUAAUUGCUUUCUCGUGAGGAUGUAUGUUCUUAACUUUGCCUCGCAUGACUAUGCCAUGUAACGAAUUAUGUUUAUAUAAGUAUUAAAAUUCAGAACA
Molecule: messenger RNA, 4203 nt
Organism: Panicum virgatum (switchgrass)
Lineage: Eukaryota; Viridiplantae; Streptophyta; Magnoliopsida; Poales; Poaceae
Product: putative pentatricopeptide repeat-containing protein At1g77010, mitochondrial
Exons: 4
Coding region: 440-2503 (687 amino acids)
Biological process (GO): RNA modification
Molecular function (GO): protein binding; RNA binding
Source: RefSeq, a predicted model, not a curated record